Carica papaya (papaya) is the source of this 813-nucleotide messenger RNA. The record is from RefSeq and is a predicted model, not a curated record. NCBI's taxonomy places the organism in Eukaryota, Viridiplantae, Streptophyta, Magnoliopsida, Brassicales, Caricaceae.
CCACUGAUUCCAACAGCCAUCCCGUCUCUUUGAUCGCAGAAGGUUAGCGGCGACAGAAGCAAGGACCUUCCUUUCUCGUCGUCUCUUUGCCUUUAUCAGCAAAGCACCUUAGGAUCUGUCAUUUUAACAGCUCGGUAAUCUAUGCGAUUACGGCAAAUAACUGAACUAGUUUGGGUUGAUGGCGUCCAAGUUGCAUCAAUUGCAAUCCAAGGCCUGUCAAGCGUCAAAGUUUGUGGCCAAGCACGGCACUGCCUACUACAAGCAGUUGUUGGAGCAGAACAAGCAAUAUGUUCAGGAGCCCCCUACCGUUGAGAAAUGCAACCUUUUGGCUAAGCAGUUGUUCUACACUCGCCUGGCAAGUAUUCCUGGUCGGCGCGAGUCAUUCUGGAAGGAACUUGAUUAUGUCAAGAAUUUGUGGAAGAACAGGCAAGAGCUGAAGGUUGAGGAUGCUGGCAUUGCCGCAUUGUUUGGGCUGGAGUGCUUUGCAUGGUUUUGUGCCGGUGAGAUUGUGGGAAGGGGCUUUACCUUUACUGGUUACUAUCCUUGAGCAAAGUCUAUGAAGAGUGUCCUUCACGGAAUUGAAUAUGUAAACUUCAGCCGUAUCUGCAAGUCUCGGCUACUUCACAAGCAAUUUUUUUUCUCUUCAGUUUUGAUGCUGAGAAAUCAGUGGAUAACUUUGAUAGCCUCAAUAAUUUUCUCAUCUCAUGUGUUUAGGUUGAUGAACCUGGCUGUUACGACCAUCGGGAGUUACUGAUACUCAUGAUUGAUAAAUUGUGCUAGUUAAUUAGUCGGAUCACUGUUUGGCAUUUCAAA